Molecule: messenger RNA, 3517 nt
Organism: Physcomitrium patens
Lineage: Eukaryota; Viridiplantae; Streptophyta; Bryopsida; Funariales; Funariaceae
Molecular function (GO): protein binding
Source: RefSeq, a predicted model, not a curated record
UGGAGUUUUGGUUUUGGAGCAGUAGUAGUAUCUGCCCCUCGCUGGUUUCCGACGAACGGGGAGGGAAAAGUAUGGCGACGAGCGGCUUCGGAAAUACGCUGGACCGGCUCUAUUUUUGUGCGGAGUUAUUUCAUUUCGUGGAACAUGCUUGGGGAUUCGUCAACCGGCAACUCUGACGCUUUACAUCGCAGUCUGACUGACUACAGGGGGGGGGGUGUGUGUGUGUGUGUCAAUGAGUGAAUUGCGGAGUAGUUGAAAGAGUGGGGGGAAGAUCCUCAAGGGAUGAGAGACUGUGAAGGGAAAUCAGAGCAUCAUGUUACGCUAGUAACGGUUAAACUUAAAGUAAUCCAACAGAUGGUGCUGGCAGAGCAGUCAGAGGAACAGUUCACACAAGUCACGCACAUCAGCCCCAUCAUCACCGAGUGGAAUUCAUUGUACAGCGCGGUUACUUAGCACUGAGUAACUUCCGUCAGGGAGGCCAUUACUGUGGAAGUAAACCGGAGCUUCUCACGGUAAUCGCUAGCGGAGAGGCGUUUCAGUAUUGCAGAGAAAAAUUCCCCUCGGGGACAGAGCCUCGCAGGUGCAGCAGGCCAUACCUGGCUGCCUCCAAUCUCUCUCGCCUUCUUUACUUCUCCCUGGCUCGCUUGUCGCCUUGGUCUCAUUGUUUGGCAGGACAACCGCUCCGUGCUUCUUCGCCGUUGUUCUGUCUUUUUCCCCUAGUUUCGAUUUUGAGGAGAGAUGGAGUGGUCAUUUGAUCUGUAGGUUUACGUUGAGCGUGCGGAUAAUUCAGUGUCACCUAUGCAUCGAGCGGUCAAGAAGGACGUGAACUGAAUAGUCAGGAUUCUAAUUCCGACGUUUUGAAAUAGUGGUGUCGUUGAUUUCUUUCCUGAAGAGGAGCGGUUCGUGUUCAGAGCUUGGGUUGUGAUCAAUAUUGUCGAGGUUGUGUGGUGGCGGAUGACGGCACGUUCCUGGUGUGCUUAAGCGACUAGUUUGAAACUUUUGGGCUCCUUGGUUGACUUGCUCAAUUCGGUUGAGCGGUCUCGUGGUUUUGGCAUUGGUGGUUGAUUGUUGCGGAGGGAAUUCGUGGUGUGUUUGGAGGUUGUGGCGCCAGAGGUUUCGCGCAUGUUGGUUCAAGGAUUGUUUUGAUUAUCGAUUGACUUGCUAGAAUAGUCUCCUGGCGAGAAAGACCGGAAGAUCCACGGAAGACUGCAGACACUCUGAAGGGACUUAACGAUCUCGCGGUGGUUUCUGACGCUUGAUUGCAACGAGUGUAUCGUAAUUUCCAGCUGAGAUGCUCGUGAAGCCUGGUGUACAUGUGGGAAGGAGCCAUGGGUGUCUUUCAAUCUGACGGAAUAGAGGAGGUGCAACAGGUUAAGAAGCAAGGAGUCCAUCACGGUGAUUGGAAUUCUGGGGAGGCAUGGCUGCGACAGGCGCAACACUUGACAUCACUAGCGGUAACGGAUGCGGCAUUAGUUAAGGCAUUUCUUGGGCGCUGGAAAGCUAUUGAGAAUCGGUUGUUGCAGCUGCCUGCUCUUCUCACUGAGAUGUCACACCUUCAUUGUUUGUCCGACAACGCUGUCUGCAAGGAAGUCCUGAAGACCAUCAUCGAGACAUUGGAGGAAGCUCGUAGCCUAGCAAUGAAGUGUACAGAAUUAAGUUUCGGUGGGAAGCUACACACUCAGAGUAACUUGGACUCCCUUUGUGGCAAGCUUGAUAUUCACAUCCACGAUUGUCAGUUGAUGAUUACAAGUGGUAUUAUGCAAGAAAAUCCGUUGGCGAUUUGCCGAGUCACUCCAGAGUCGACGCGGGAGGCCAUCCGGUGGACCAUAAGAGACCUUCUCGCUCAUCUUCAGAUUGGAAGUGUGGACUGCAAACAAAGAGCGCUUGACAGUAUGCUUCGGCUUAUGGCGGACGACGACAAGAAUAUUCUAAUGGUUGCUGGCCAGGGUGCAGUGACAACCCUCGUGCAUCUUCUAGACGCCAGCCAGCCUGCAAUUAGGGAAAGAGCAGCAGCUGCCAUCUGCUUUCUCGCUUUAAACGACAGUUGCGAGCAUGCGGUAGUUGCGGAAGGUGGCAUUGCCCCUCUUGUUCGUCUCUUGGAUUCUGGUAGUCCACGGGCUCAAGAGAGGGCAGCAGCCGGAUUACAGGGCUUGUCUAUUUCAGAUGAAAACGCCAGGGCGAUUGCAACGCAUGGAGGAGUUCCUGCAUUGAUAGAAGUUUGCCGAGCCGGUACGCCAGGUGCGCAAGCCGCUGCUGCUGGAUCUUUACGGAACAUUGCUGCAGUUGAAGAACUUCGAAGUGGCAUUGUGGAAGAUGGCGCUAUUCCGAUUGUCAUCAACUUAGUGUCUUCUGGGACGGCUAUGGCGCAAGAAAAUGCCGCGGCUACGUUGCAAAAUCUCGCAGUCUCCGACGACAGCAUCAGAUGGAGGAUCGUAGAAGAUGGAGCUGUUCAACCGUUGAUUAGAUACUUGGAUUGUUCCUCGGAAGUGUGUGCCCAAGAAAUCGCCUUGGGGGCAUUGCGCAAUUUAGCAGCGUGCAAAGAUAACAUCGAUGUCCUCUGUAGUGCCGGCUUGUUGCCCCGCCUCGUAAGUUGCAUUCGUACUGGAUCGAUAGUUUUGCAACUGGUGGCAGCCGCUGCGGUAUGUCACAUGUCUUGUUCCAUGGAGGCUAGGCUAUCGUUGGGCGAAACUGGAGUCAUAGGCCCAUUGGUAAAACUUUUGGAUGCUAAGUCCAACACGGCUCAGGAAUAUUCUGCACAGGCCUUGGCUCUUCUUCUCCUUGUCGAAGAGAACCGAAAGCUCUUUUUGGCUGAAGAUUGGGGCAUCGUCGGAUUAGUGCUGAUGUUAGACACUCGUUUUCAGGAGGUUGGUAAACAAUAUCCAAUUGCGGCACUACAGGCUCUUUCGGGAAGUGCAAAAUGCAGGAAACAGAUGGUGACUGCCGGUGCUUGUUACCAUUUGCGUCAGUUGUCUGAAUUGGGAGUCCCAGGUGCUAAAAGACUGUUGGAUCGAUUGGUCGCUGGCAAGUUCCGAAGUAUCAUCACCAAGACUCUAUUGAUGAAUUCGUUUCACAAUUGAUCGUCGUAUUCAUCUUCAGUCGCGAACUGGAAAGGGGACUACACAGCAGAAUCUUUUUUCAGCACCAUGAUUAUCAAUAAGAACUUAAUUUGCAGGUAACUGAAGCCCUGUGCUGGAUAACCAUAAAGUUGUGCCAUAGAUACACACUGACGCUGUUCUGCGAGUUCAUGCAGGAAGCAAUACGUAGUUAGAUCUGGGGACAUUCAUUCAAUACCCCGCUGAUUAUUGGAACGAGAUGUAAUAUAUCGACAUAGGAAACGGGGGCCAGCUAUUAUGAGCCGCCGCAUUAGGUCAGUAGGAUUAAAGCCUCCUCCUUUGUAGACUGAGGAGCCACUGUGCAGUUAGUGUGAGACUAUGAAGCAGCCGACUAAGGCAAAUGUUGCGCUUGUACAACAUUAUACAGAUCCCUUCCUAUCUUUUUCCUUUUUUGCUUCGCUUUC